This is a messenger RNA of Aspergillus bombycis, 5046 nucleotides long. RefSeq names its product cytoskeletal protein-binding protein SLA1. Gene Ontology annotation, biological process: retrograde protein transport, ER to cytosol; endoplasmic reticulum unfolded protein response. Gene Ontology annotation, cellular component: endoplasmic reticulum lumen. Gene Ontology annotation, molecular function: ubiquitin binding; identical protein binding; cytoskeletal protein binding. Bases 1 to 5046 code for a protein of 1681 amino acids. The transcript has 7 exons. The record is from RefSeq and is a predicted model, not a curated record. NCBI's taxonomy places the organism in Eukaryota, Fungi, Ascomycota, Eurotiomycetes, Eurotiales, Aspergillaceae.
AUGGGCCGGCGCAACAGAAUCGUAGCGUCCUUGCUAACUUUAGCAUGCGCGACUUCCACCGCCCUUGCGAACAAGAAAGUCUUCAAUAUUCACGAUGAUCUACUCGCGUUUCCUCAAUACCAAGUCCUUUUCCCUGACGAAUACGUUCUUGACUCUCACGCGAAAGAACUACUACAGACGCAAAGUAGCCCUCCCGUUUACGAUGACCAACAAGGAAACUCUCUACAAAAGCCGCAGAUCCCCUUAAAGCCUCGCACAGAUGAGUCGCAAGAGCACAGUGCGCGACAGGAGGGAGGUCCCCAGCUCACCUACGAGGAGCUAACCCUCCAAGGCCAACGAUUCCUCUGUCAAAUUCCGCACGUCGAGAGAGACGAAAUGGGGCAGACGAAUAGAACCAAGGAUGCCAACGAGACGGAUGAGAAGCAGGAGCUGGCCCGGGCGACGGACCGCGGCUUGGAACUACUGAGCGAGAUGGAAGGGAAGUGCAUGUACUAUGUCUCAGGCUGGUGGUCGUACUCGUUCUGCUACAAGAAGCAGAUCAAGCAGUUCCAUGCGCUGCCUUCUGGUAGUGGGAUCCCUAACUAUCCUCCCAUGGAGGAUCCGGCAACGCAUUCGUUUAUCCUGGGCCGGUUUCCCCGGGGUAGUGAUGAAGAGGAUGAUAGUGAAGCUGAGCGCAAAAAGACGGCAGAGACGACAACAGCAACAACAACGGAUGUGGCCGAGCUCCAGACGAAGGGGGGAUCGCGGUAUCUGGUACAGCGCUUGGAGGGUGGAACUAAGUGUGAUUUGACGGGGAAGAACCGGAAGAUUGAGGUUCAGUUCCAUUGUCAUCCCCAGUCGACGGAUCGCAUUGGUUGGAUCAAAGAGCUGACGACUUGCUCCUAUUUGAUGGUCAUUUACACCCCGCGCUUGUGCAAUGACGUCGCAUUCCUACCCCCACAGCAGGAGGAGCUCCAUUCGAUUGAGUGUCGCGAGGUUCUCUCGCCUGAUCAGGUUCCCGACUGGGAGGCGAUGCGGCAGUACCAUCUGGCCCAGAGACUUGUCGAAUCGUCAGCUACUACGUCAGAAUUUCCUAUCGUCGGUGACAUUGAGGUCGGUGCCAAGAAGCUUGUGGGCACCGAAGGCAAGGAAAUUGAGAAAGGACGCGUAGCUUCCGCCGGAGAAGAAAAGGUGGAGGUGGUGGCCAAACGCGAGAAUGGCGAGGUGUUACAGUUGCCCAAAGUCGACCUAGAAAAACUUGGGCUUGACCCGGAGAAGAUCGAAACCUUGAAGACCCGACUCGAAGAGCUUGCUCAGGGUAAGGACUGGACAUUGGAACACGUCACCGCCAAUGGUGAGCGUGGAUUGAGAGGAAUAGUGGAUACCGAUGAAGAUGAAGAGGAGGAAGAAACGGGAACCAAGCCCGGGGCAAAGUCGGAGGACCAUGGCACAACGGGAAAGCCGCAUGAGAAGGCUCCCACCGAGAAGGAAGUUCCAGAGGUGGAGGUCUCAGAGGCUAAACCAAAGGACGAGCCAAAGGUGGAGGAGCCGCCCGCGGAAGACGCUGAAGAGGGCAGUGAGGAAAUCUUCAAGGAUGAACUCCGGAAUCCUAUCCCGGUUUGCCAGCUGACGGUGCCCACAAUGGGUUUCCUCGGUGUGUAUACGGCCCUUUACGACUACCACCCCCAGGCGCAAGGUGAAUUAGAGCUUCGCGAGGGCGACCUAUUAUACCUCCUUGAGAGCAACAACGAAGACGAUUGGUGGAAGGCCAAGAAGAAGGCGGAACACGACGAUGAGGACGAGCCCGAGGGUCUUGUGCCUAAUAACUACAUAGAGGAGGCCCAACCAAUUCACGCUGCCAAAGCGCUAUUUGAUUACACACGCCAAACAGACGAAGAGGUAUCCUUCUCGGAAGAUGCAGAACUGGUGGUCUACGACAUAUCGGACCCGGACUGGACCCUAGUUGGGGUCAGCGGGGAUUUCGGUUUCGCCCCUGCAAAUUAUAUCGAAAUUGCUGAACAGGCUGCCCACGCUCCCGCAACGUCAUCUGUUCCUUCUCCUCCCGCCGAAGCAGCACCUCCGACACUCCCGCAGCGCCCAACGGCGGCACCGAUAGAGGAGGCCAGUAGCCCUGUCUCAAGCUCGCCCAUCGGCACCGUUCAGAACCCAGCUGCUGCGGCGAUUGCUGAUAUCAUUCACAAACAGCAUGCAGAGCCCGAAGCCACCAGGGCAGUUCCGCCACCCCCGCAGCCCCAGCCAUCGUAUGAGCCCGAACUAAGCUAUCAGCGGGAGCCUUCGCCGCCGCCGCCGGCCCUCCCACAACGUCCCCCGUCCCAGCAAAUGUCUCCGCGUGUAGAGUCUCCCCGGUCCCCGGGUCUCCCGUUACGUCCUCCUCAAAUCACCUUGGCGCAGGAGCAGGAUACUAAAGGACAUGUGAAAGAGUCCCCGCCGUACAACAGAGUCGGCCCUGCACCCCGUUCUCCUUCCGGCUAUCACAUCUACAAUGUCAAUGAAAUGGUUGAGGUGAUGGGCAAAAGGAAGAAGAUGCCGACAACCCUGGGUAUCAACAUCGCUACUGGGACGAUCUUCAUCUCGCCGGAAGAUGAUGGGGAAGAGCAGGAAUGGACAGCUGACAAGCUGUCUCAUUACUCCAUUGAAGGGAAGCACGUUUUUGUUGACCUUGUUCGCCCCAGCAAAAGCAUUGAUUUCCAUGCCGGCGCGAAAGACACUGCAAGAGAGAUUGUCGCCGCACUUGGUGAAAUCUCCGGAGCGUAUCGAGCAGAGGGCUUAAGGGAAGUCAUUGCGGCUGGCUCUAGUGGGGGAGGACAGAAGAAGGGCCAGAUUCUCUAUGACUUCGUGGCACAGCAAGACGACGAAGUGGGUGUAAGCGUUGGCGAUGAAGUCAUCGUCCUUGAUGACACCAAGUCUGAGGAAUGGUGGAUGGUCCGGCGCGUUAAGAAUGGCAAGGAGGGUGUAGUCCCAAGUAGCUAUGUCGAGAUCACCGGCUAUGCCUCCAGCAGUCAGCCAUCCGGCGUUGAUUCUGGCUUGUCAGCAGUGGAGCGAAACCGUCUGGAAGAGUCAAGGUUGGCCAAGGAGGCUUUGCGCAAGUCACGAACUGAUUCAAUUGAUUCGCCCCGUGCAGAGCAUCACAAGCGUGACAGCCGUAGCAGCCAGAAGUCGAAGCCAGAUCCAACCAAGACGAGACAAUGGACCGAUCGCACCAAAACUUUCACUGUGGAUGCUCAGUUCAUCGGCCUGCAAGAUGGUAAGAUUCAUCUGCACAAGAUGAACGGGGUCAAGAUCGCGGUCCCCAUCCCGAAAAUGUCUAUUCAGGACCUGGAAUACGUUGAGAAGAUGACUGGGGUGUCAUUGGACGAGGACAAGCCACUCUCCGAUAUCAAACGUCGUUCAACACUUCGAGAAGCUGAAAAACCUCGGCCUUCGGCUGAGAACAAACGCUCUGAAUCUGCUGGAGCUUCGUUCCAGCAGUCCGAUUAUGAUUGGUUCGAUUUCUUCCUGAAAGCAGGAGUCGGUCCACACCAAUGUGAGAGGUAUGCGCAGAAUUUCACCAAGGAUUCGAUGGACGAGAGCAUUCUUCCGGAUAUCACGCCAGAAGUACUUCGCACGCUUGGCUUGAAGGAAGGCGAUAUAUUGCGAGUGAUGCGCCACCUGGAUACUAUGUUCAGUCGUACUGGAGCCAAGUCUAAGCUGCGCAACGUAAGCUUCGGUGGGGAGGAAGUUAUCAGCAAUGGUGAGGACAGCGGUGGCCUCUUCGCGGGUCCAGGAGGCGUUCUGCGCAAUAAUACGCGCAAGGGCAGACCAGCGCCGGCUGUGCAGACCGGAGAUGUCGUUGACCCCAAGGCUUUCGAGCAGAAGGAAGACUCUAACCACGCGGAGCCAAAGGAGGCCUCUCCAACUUCUGCGGCUUCGGAAAAGCCCGUCCAACGUGGUUUUGAUGACGAUGCAUGGGAGGUCAAGCAGCCUAAGCAGACUGCCCCCGCGCCAGCGCCAGCUCCAGCUGCUGCGGCUCCUGCGGCUUCAACGCCGACUUCCCCCCCUGCUGCAGCCUCGCCUGUGACAACGCAGCCAACACAACAGCAACUUACAGGGGCGAUGGCAGACUUGUCUGUGCUUCACCCUCCCCUACAACCAACUCCUACCCAACCGACUCCCGUUUCACAACCUCCGCUAGCUGCCCAGGCACCUCCAGCCAUUCAGCCUCAGCCAACUGCUAUACCCGCGCCUGCCCCCCAACAGCCACAGCAAACAGGCGCUACCCCCGGCUUCUUCUCUCAAUUGGGUCAGCCGGCACAGCAGCCGCUCCAGAACCCCACGCAGGGAUUCAGCCCCCAAGCCACUGGGUUCCAGCAAGCUUCCAGACCACGCCCGCAGCCUCCUCAGGCUAUGGGUCAAAAUUCGCUGCUUCCUCCUCCGCCUCCGCGACCACUUUCUGCGCCCCAGAACUUCCCUCAACAGCAAAGCUCUUUUGGCCUCCCGCCACUGCAGCCUCAGCUGACAGGGCUACCUCAAGCCGGACCGCCACUUGCUGCUCCAGGUCAGAGUCUGGCCGAACUAAACCAGCAGCGGUUCCAGCAACCGCUCCAACCACAGCCAACCGCGUUCAUGCCCCACAAUCAGUUCCAAAAUGGCCUGAUGCCACAACCAACUGGCUUCCAACCGCAGUCUCAAUUUGGAAUUCAGCAGCAACAGCAACACCAAGCGGGCUUCCAGGGGCUUGCACCUCAACCUACUGGGUUCGGUUUCCAGGCACAGCCGCAACAACCAAUGCACACCGGCAUUAACUCCGUUCUUCCCCCAUCCCUGCAGCCCCAACCCACCGGUAUUAAUGGUGCUGGUAGCAUGCCUUACAACACUACGUCACCACCGCCAAUCCCACCAAUUCCUCAGCAGCCAACCGCUGCACCUCUGACCCCACAGAAGACUGGACCCGCACCCCCAAUCAGGUUUGGUGUCAAGCAUGACGCUCCCAAGAAGCUCGCUCCCCAGCCGACGGGUCUCCGGGCUAAUCUUGCACAAGCCACGCCCACGAAUCCGUUCGGUUUCUAA